AUGGGGUUAGGCUGGGAUAGAUGCAUCUGUUAUGUCCUCAGCUUUUGAGAUAGCCACAAAUAAAGAUACUUUUCUGAUGCUGUCACUGGAAGCUGGGAAAGAGCCAUCAACUUGUUCCAUGAAUUGCCAUAAUUGUUGGAUGGUGCUUAUUAAUUUGUCACUGCUUGUGUCGGUAAAUGAAAAACUAUGGCCAAAAGGGGAGGGGGCUUUUUCUGCUUCUCCAUGGUUGAGCCAUUCAUCCCACAUAUAAAGUGGAAGUGGGAGGUCCCAUGGUGAUCCAGACCUUUUUUUCACCUGAAUAUAACACAAGAUAUUCUGUGGCCCUUUUCAGCUUUAAUUUGUUUUGUUUGGUUUUUUCUUUGUUGCUCUGUUCUUUUGCUUUUUCUAGUUUGACAUGGAAUGAAGUGUUUUUACAUCAGGACUGAGCAUGUGUCUCUGUACAGUUUUUUUUGUUUUUGUUUUUGUUUUUGUUUUUGUUUUUUUUUUGUUAGAAACGGUGGUUCCUGCUUAGUUGUCAUGCAUGGGAUGGGGUCUGAAAAAUGUAGAGAGUUUAAGAAUAUAUUCUGCUAAAUUCACCUCCAUCAGCAUGAGCUUGGGGGUUUCUGGUCCUUCUGUCAUUGGUGACUAUAAAACUGUAGGAGCAUUUUGACUUCCUUUUCCUCUUGCGAAUUUCCACAAACUUGGAGUUUACAGGAAUGGCUUAACUGACCUGUAGCCUUUGGCAAACGUCUCAUCAGAAGCUUUGCUAGCUCUGUGGGUAGCUCUUAGCAGAGGGUUUGGAUGCAAUGCCAGGGCUUUAAGAAUGUUUCUGUUCAUUAUAGAAGAAGUUGGAUUCCAUGGGUUCCAAGAGGCGAAGAGCUACCUCUCCUUCCAGCAGCGUCAGCGGUGGAGACUUCGAUGAUGCCCAUCACUCCACCAACAUUCCAGGCCCAAGCAGGAAGAGGAGGAGACUUUCCAAUCUCCCAACUGUAGAUCCUAUUGCUGUCUGCCAUGAGCUCUACAACACCAUCAGAGACUACAAAGAUGAGCAGGGCAGGCUUCUUUGUGAGCUCUUCAUCAGGGCACCCAAGAGAAGAAAUCAGCCAGAUUAUUAUGAAGUGGUUUCUCAGCCAAUUGAUUUAAUGAAAAUCCAACAAAAGCUGAAGAUGGAGGAAUAUGAUGAUGUGAAUGUGCUGACUGCUGAUUUCCAGCUUCUCUUUAACAAUGCAAAGGCUUACUAUAAGCCAGAUUCUCCUGAAUAUAAAGCAGCCUGCAAAUUAUGGGAGCUGUAUUUGCGCACAAAAAAUGAAUUUGUUCAGAAAGGUGAUGCUGAGGAGGAUGAUGAUGAUGAGGAAGGACAUGACAAUCAAGCAAAUUCUGAAUUACAAUAUCCAGAUUAUUAUGCAAUAAUAAAGGAACCCAUAGAUCUUAAAACUAUUGCCCAAAGGAUACAGAAUGGAACUUACAAAAGCAUUCAUGCCAUGGCCAAGGAUAUAGAUCUUCUGGCAAAGAAUGCCAAAACCUACAAUGAGCCUGGAUCCCAAGUAUUCAAGGAUGCAAAUGCGAUUAAAAAGAUAUUUAAUAUGAAAAAGGCUGAGAUUGAACACAGUGAGUUGGCCAAGUCAAGUCUCCGAAUCAGGACUGCAUCAAAUUUGGCUGCUUCCAAGCUGACAGGUCCUUCCUCACAGGGUAAAGGCAGUGUUGGGGAUGAGAGAAAUUCUUCUAACAAAUAUUAUCGUAACAAAAGAUCAGCCCAAGGGGAUCGUUUAUCAGCAAUAACCAUGGCAUUGCAAUAUGGAUCAGAAAGCGAUGAGGAUGCAGCUUUGGCUGCUGCUGCUCGUUAUGAAGAGGGGGAGUCUGAAGCUGAGAGCAUUACCUCCUUCAUGGACACUUCUAAUCCUCUUUACCAGCUUUAUGAUACAGUUAGAAGUUGCCGAAAUAACCAGGGCCAGCUCAUCUCUGAGCCCUUUUUCCACUUGCCCUCUAAGAAAAAGUAUCCUGAUUAUUAUCAGCAAAUUAAAACACCCAUUUCAUUGCAGCAGAUCAGAACCAAGCUGAAGAAUCAUGAGUAUGAAACUUUAGAUCAGUUGGAGGCUGAUCUGAAUUUGAUGUUUGAAAAUGCCAAGCGCUACAAUGUCCCCAAUUCUGCCAUCUAUAAAAGAGUGCUGAAAAUGCAGCAGGUUAUGCAGGCGAAGAAGAAGGAGCUUGCUAGGAGAGAUGACAUUGAGGAUGGGGACAGCAUGAUUUCUUCUGCUACAUCUGAUACUGGAAGCUCAAAAAGGAAAAGUAAAAAGAACAUACGAAAGCAGCGGAUGAAGAUCUUGUACAACGCUGUUCUGGAAGCUCGAGAGCCCGGCACGGGCAGGCGGCUCUGUGAUCUGUUCAUGGUUAAGCCAUCCAAAAAGGACUACCCAGACUACUACAAAAUCAUCCUGGAGCCAAUGGACUUGAAGAUGAUAGAGCACAACAUCCGCAAUGACAAGUACACGGCGGAGGAGGCCAUGAUUGAGGACAUGAAGCUCAUGUUCCGGAACGCCAGGCAUUACAACGAGGAAGGCUCCCAGGUGUACAAUGAUGCCCAUAUGCUGGAAAAGAUCCUUAAAGAAAAAAGGAAAGAGCUGGGACCCUUGGCUGAAGAUGAUGAUGUUGCAUCCCCUAAACUAAAGCUAAGUAGGAAAAGUGGCAUUUCUCCCAAGAAGUCCAAGUACAUGACUCCAAUGCAGCAGAAGCUGAACGAGGUGUAUGAGGCCGUGAAGAACUACACGGACAAGCGCGGGCGGCGGCUGAGCGCCAUCUUCCUGCGGCUGCCCUCCCGCUCCGAGCUCCCCGACUACUACGUCACCAUCAAAAAGCCCGUGGACAUGGAGAAGAUCAGGAGCCACAUGAUGGCAAAUAAAUACCAGGACAUCGACUCCAUGGUGGAGGACUUUGUCAUGAUGUUCAACAACGCCUGUACCUACAACGAGCCGGAGUCUUUGAUUUAUAAAGACGCCCUGGUCCUCCACAAAGUUUUGCUUGAAACUCGGAGGGAAAUAGAAGGAGAUGAGGAUUCUCAUGUACCCAAUGUCACUUUGCUGAUUCAGGAGCUUAUCCAUAACCUCUUUGUAUCUGUUAUGAGCCACCAGGAUGAUGAGGGCAGAUGCUACAGCGACUCCUUAGCUGAGAUUCCAGCUGUUGAUCCCAACUUCCCAAAUAAACCUCCUCUGACUUUUGAUAUUAUCCGAAAAAAUGUUGAAAAUAAUCGCUAUAGGAGAUUAGAUUUGUUCCAGGAGAACAUGUUUGAGGUACUGGAGAGGGCACGGAGAAUGAACAGGACUGAUUCAGAGAUCUAUGAGGAUGCAGUGGAACUUCAGCAGUUCUUCAUUAAAAUUCGAGAUGAACUGUGUAAAAAUGGAGAGAUUCUGCUGUCACCUGCUCUCAGCUACACCACCAAGCAUCUUCACAAUGAUGUAGAGAAGGAAAAGAAGGAAAAGCUGCCCAAAGAAAUAGAGGAAGAUAAGCUCAAAAGGGAGGAGGAGAAGAGAGAAGCUGAAAAGAGUGAAGAUUCCUCUGGAUCAGCUGGGCUGUCAAGUUUGCAUAGGACCUACAGCCAGGACUGCAGCUUCAAGAACAGCAUGUACCAUGUGGGGGAUUAUGUGUACGUGGAGCCUGCAGAGGCCAACUUGCAGCCUCACAUCGUCUGCAUUGAGAGGCUGUGGGAAGAUUCAGCUGGAGAAAAAUGGCUCUAUGGCUGCUGGUUUUAUCGACCAAAUGAAACUUUUCAUCUUGCAACACGAAAAUUCCUGGAGAAAGAAGUUUUUAAAAGUGAUUAUUACAAUAAAGUUCCUGUUAGCAAAAUUUUAGGCAAAUGUGUGGUCAUGUUUGUCAAGGAAUAUUUUAAAUUGUGCCCUGAAAACUUCAGAGAUGAGGAUGUCUAUGUGUGCGAGUCGCGCUAUUCUGCAAAGACAAAGUCUUUUAAAAAGAUUAAACUGUGGACUAUGCCUGUGAGCUCUGUCAGAUUUGUCCCACGAGAUGUGCCCCUGCCUGUGGUCAGAGUUGCUUCUGUGUUUGCCAAUACAGACAAAAUAGAUGAGGAAAAGCACAGUGAAACACUGGAGGACAGUAAGGUGGGAGAAAGUAUCCUUCAUCUUGAAAAGGACAAAGAAGAUGUUCCAGUAGAAAUGUCCAAUGGGGAACCUGGUUGCCAUUACUUUGAACAGCUCUGCUACAAUGACAUGUGGCUGAAGGUUGGGGACUGUGUCUUCAUAAAAUCACACGGGCUGGUGCGGCCUCGUGUAGGAAGAAUUGAGAAGAUGUGGGUACGAGAUGGAGCUGCGUAUUUCUUUGGUCCAAUCUUUAUACACCCUGAAGAAACUGAGCAUGAGCCAACGAAAAUGUUCUACAAGAAGGAGGUGUUUUUGAGUAACUUGGAGGAGACCUGUCCCAUGACUUGCAUUUUGGGAAAGUGUGUCGUUCUGUCAUUCAAAGACUUCCUCUCCUGCAGACCAACAGAAAUCUCUGAAAAUGAUGUUUUUCUUUGUGAGAGCCGCUACAACGAAAGCGACAAACAAAUGAAGAAAUUCAAGGGAUUGAAGAGGUUUUCACUGUCUGCGAAAGUUGUAGAUGAUGAAAUAUACUAUUUUAGAAAACCCAUAGUUCCUCAGAAAGAGCCAUCUCCUCUACUGGAAAAGAAGAUUCAGCAGCUGGAAGCAAAAUUUGCUGAGUUGGAAGGAGGUGAUGAGGACAUGGAAGAGAUGGGAGAAGAGGAAGGUGAUAUGACUGAAACACCUUCUAUGCCUCAGCUUCAGGCCCCCUUGGCCAGUGAUUUGGAUAUAAUGCCUUAUACUCCACCACAGUCCACUCCCAAGUCUGUUAAGGGCAACACCAAGAAGGAGGGAUCAAAAAGGAAGAUCAACAUGAGUGGGUACAUCUUGUUUAGCAGCGAGAUGAGAGCUGUGAUUAAAGCUCAGCAUCCUGACUACUCCUUUGGAGAGCUCAGCAGACUUGUAGGAACUGAAUGGAGAAACUUGGAAGCAACAAAGAAAGCAGAAUAUGAAGGCAUGAUAAGUGGCUAUCCACCGGUGCUGCCACCUUUGCAGGGCCCAGUUGAUGGCAUUGUUAGCAUGGGCAGCAUGCAGCCACUUCACCCAGGGGUGCCACCACCCCACCAGCUCCCGCCAGGUAUGCCAGGCAUCCCAGGCAUCCCACCACCCGGUGUUAUAGGCCAAAAUGUGUCCCCCAUGGUAGGCACUCCAGCACCAGGAGCAAGUCCUUUUGGACAGCAGAUCGGGAUCCUGGGCCCGCCGGGUCAGCAGGCACCCCCACCAUACCCCGGGCAGAGCCCUGCCAGCCAGCCCGUGAUGCAGCAGCCCAGCACCCCCAUGUUUGUCUCCCCUCCACCAAAGACACAGAGGCUCCUCCAUUCUGAAGCCUACCUGAAAUACAUUGAGGGGCUCAGUGCUGAGUCAAAUAGUAUCAGCAAGUGGGACCAGACCCUUGCAGCGCGGAGGCGAGACGUGCACUUGUCCAAGGAGCAGGAGAGCCGCCUGCCCUCACACUGGCUCAAGAGCAAAGGGGCUCACACCACCAUGGCUGACGCGCUGUGGCGCCUGCGGGACCUGAUGCUGCGGGACACCCUGAACAUCCGCCAGGCCUACAACCUGGAGAAUGUGUAGGAACAGCACCCUCCUGGCCAGGGGCUCGUGGGACAAUAGCUGGUUUAGUUACUCGGUGGGAAGAGAGAACCAACAAUAAUUUGUAUUGCGUUUUACUGUACAUUGCAAGACCAUUUUUAUAUAAGGACACUUUUAAUAAGCAUAUUUCACUUUUUGUUAUAUUAAGUUGACUUUAUCAAAUACACGGAUUUUUUGCA
Messenger RNA from Cinclus cinclus, 5830 nucleotides. It is a transcript of the gene PBRM1, whose product is annotated as polybromo 1. Lineage: Eukaryota; Metazoa; Chordata; Aves; Passeriformes; Cinclidae. The transcript is spliced from 28 exons. Gene Ontology annotation, biological process: chromatin remodeling. The record is from RefSeq and is a predicted model, not a curated record. Gene Ontology annotation, cellular component: RSC-type complex. Gene Ontology annotation, molecular function: chromatin binding; protein binding. The coding region runs from base 837 to 5633 and encodes 1598 amino acids.